Messenger RNA from Anopheles darlingi, 1526 nucleotides. RefSeq lists its product as uncharacterized. Bases 127 to 1188 code for a protein of 353 amino acids. Lineage: Eukaryota; Metazoa; Arthropoda; Insecta; Diptera; Culicidae. The transcript has 2 exons. The record is from RefSeq and is a predicted model, not a curated record.
UCGCCAGUGUUUGUGCGGCGGCAGAGAUUCGCAUCCGAUCCGGAUACCAAGUGUGACCGAGGGAGGCAACAGUAGUGGCAAAAUCCAGAACACCCGCAGCAGCAGCAGCAGCAGUAGCAGUACAGAAUGUCUGCCCGUAAGAUAACGCCCAUGUUUAACGAUUACGUGUACGAGGCGAUCCGGCGGAUCGCGGUCGAGCAGGGCUUCACGCCGGAUCUCUUCUCGGUGGAUUUCGACGAGGAGACGCGCAUCGAGUGCGAUGGGUUCGUGAGCUUCGUGUUCAAGGCCAUCAUCAAUGGUGAUGAUCGCGAGUUUACGCUGUGGUGUAAGGUGCCGCCGAACGAUGAUCCGCGCUCGUUGGAGCUGUUUAAGCGCGAGUGUUUCUUCUACCGUGAGAUUCUGCACGGGUUCUACGACUUCCAGAGUGAGAAGGGUGUGUUGGAGGAGUCCGACGAGGGGUUCUUUGCGACACCGCGCUGCUACCUGGCCCAUUGCGACACAUCGAAGCCGGACGAACCGGAGGCACUGAUCAUGCUCGAGUAUAACGAGGCGUACGAGAAGUGGGACUGGGAUAAGCUGGAACCCAUCAAUGUGGAGCACACGAAGUUGGUCAUGCAGCAGCUGGGCCGACUGCAUGCGCUCUCGUUCGCCAUAAAGGAACAACGGCCGGAACUGUUUACGGCGUACAAACGCAGCAACGAUGUGCUGGUGGAGAAGAACGAGCUGCUGACGCUGCUGAAGGAAUCGUUCGAUCGGGCCAUCGUUACGAUGAAGACCCGCUUCGAGGUGGAACAGGACAAGAUUCUGGCCGUGAAGGAUGCAGUGUUCGAGAGUCUCAAGGCAUGCUGCGAUCCGGUCAAAGCGGAACCAUACUGUGUCGUCACGCACGGGGACUGUUGGAUCAAUAAUCUAAUCUACUCGCACAACGAGAAUAAUGUUGCCACCAGCGUCGUUCUCACCGAUUGGCAAUCGUCGCGUUACGCUUCGCCCAUCCUCGAUCUGUGUUACUUCUUCUUCAUCUCCUCCGGUGAGCAGUUCCGGCGGGAUCACAUGGACAGUCUGCUGCACUACUAUCACGGUGCCCUGGCCGAGUUUCUCGAGAAGCUCGGUGGUGACGCAACGAAGCAGUUUCCGCUUACCACGCUGCUGCGUCUAAUGAAACCGUACCGGGAGCUGCUCGGGAGUUAGUUGCUGGAGCUGCGUCCCGCGAUCGGAACCAUAUCAAUCCACAGCAUCCGUACCAAGGAGGAGCGGUGCAUCGAGGGGAGGAUUGAUGUCAUCCAUUCGAUCGUGGGAAGCAUCGUUAAAACCACCGUUGAAUGUGCGAACGUCUGCUUUUGUUGCUGCUGGUGCUAGUGCUGCUGCUUCUUAGCGAGACCAGCGGGAGUUCGAGACCGGGAAGACCACCCGGGGUUGAACCGCUCGGUGGGUUAGAAUGUCACCAGUGGAAAAGCACCGGGCCUGAAAGAACGAUCACAGAGCCUAAUGUGGCCAUAAAUAGAAGCACACAGAUAAGAUACCUGAAG